Molecule: messenger RNA, 2383 nt
Organism: Setaria italica (foxtail millet)
Lineage: Eukaryota; Viridiplantae; Streptophyta; Magnoliopsida; Poales; Poaceae
Product: crooked neck-like protein 1
Exons: 2
Coding region: 45-2141 (698 amino acids)
Biological process (GO): spliceosomal complex assembly; mRNA splicing, via spliceosome
Cellular component (GO): post-mRNA release spliceosomal complex; Prp19 complex; precatalytic spliceosome
Molecular function (GO): protein binding
Source: RefSeq, a predicted model, not a curated record
UCUGUCGCCGCGACAUAAUAGCCGCACCCAACUCGCCCCCAGCCAUGGCGCUCCCCGCCGCCUCCGACCCCGGCCUCGGGUCCCUCACCAGCCGCGACACCGGGACGAGGCUUCCCCGGGCGACGCGCGUCAAGAACAAGGGCCCCGCGCCGGUACAGAUCACCGCGGAGCACCUCCUCCGGGAGGCCCGGGAGCUGCGGGGGUCGGAGCACCCGCGCGCGCCCGCGCGGAAGAUCGCCGACGCGGAGGAGCUCGCCGAGCGCCGCCUGAUGGAGCGCAAGUUCUUCGAGCACUCCGUCGGCCGCGCCGGCGCCUCCGCCUCGGCGUGGGCCAAGUACGCGCAGUGGGAGGAGCGGCAGGGAGACCUCGCCCGCGCGCGGUCCGUCUUCGAGCGCGCGCUCGCCGCCUCCGCAUCCGCCUCCCGCGACCACUCGCUCUGGGUCAAGUACGCGGAGCUCGAGAUGCGGAGGGGAUGCGUCGGCGACGCGCGCAACGUCUGGGACCGCGCGGUGGCGCUGCUGCCCCGCGCCGACCAGGUGUGGCGCAAGUACGUGCACAUGGAGGAGACGCUCGGCGAGGUCGCCAAUGCCCGCCAGGUGUUCGACCGGUGGAUGGCGUGGUGGCCCGGCGCCACGGCGUGGUGCUCCUACGCCAGGUUCGAGCUCCGGUACGGCGAGGUGGGCCGCGCCAGGGCGGUCUACGAGCGCUUCGUCGCCGAGUACCCGCGCGCGGACGCGUUCAUGCGGUACGCCGGAUUCGAGGAGAAGCGCGGCGAGUUGGAGCGCGCGCGGCGGGUGUUCGAGCGCGCCGCGGACGUUCUCGCCGAUGAUGAGGAGGAGGCGGGGACGCUGCUCGUGGCCUUCGGCGAGUUCGAGGAGGAGUUCCGCGAGGUGGAGCGCGCCCGUGCCAUAUACCAGUACGCGCUCGACAGGGUGCCCAAGCGCCGUGCCGAGCAGAUUUACGGGAAGUUGCUGGCAUGGGAGAAGCAAUUCGGGGACCCCAAGGGAAUUGAGGAUGCCAUUGUGGCCAGGAGGAGAUUAGAGUGUCAGGAUGACGUGAGGAAGAAUCCUCUCAACUACAAUUCUUUGUUUGAACUCAUCCGGCUUGAGGAAAGUGUCGGAGACAAGGAGAGGAUCAGAGAGGCAUACGAAAGGGCAGUUGCCAAAGUGCCUCCUGCUGAGGAGAAGCGGUUCUGGCGCAGAUACAUAUACAUCUGGAUAAAUUAUGCCCUGUAUGAGGAGCUUGAUGCGCAGGAUGCUGAACGGGCCAGAGAGGUCUACAGGGAAUGCCUGAACCUAAUCCCUCACAAAAGAUUCACUUUUGCAAAAAUUUGGCUGAUGGCAGCCCAGUUUGAGAUCAGGCAGAGGAAUUUAAGCGCAGCAAGGCGAAUACUUGGAAAUUCAAUUGGGGUUGCUCCAAAGCCUAAGGUGUUUAAUAAAUACAUUGAGAUGGAGGUAUCUCUGGGCAACUUUGACCGUGUGAGAACACUUUACCAGAAAUUCAUCGAGUGUUAUGCAGCAAACUCUUAUGCUUGGAGAAAGUACGCUGACCUGGAAAAGAACCUUGGUGAGUCUGAUCGUGCUCAAGCAGUAUAUGAGCUUGCAAUUGCUCAGCCAACCCUUGAUAAUCCAGAGCUCAUAUGGAAGGAGUACUUGGAGUUUGAAAUUGAUGGAAAUGAAUUUGAUAGAGCGAGGAAGCUUUAUGAGAGAUUGCUUGGUAGAACGAAGCAUUUGAAAGUAUGGCUCAGCUAUGCUGAGUUUGAAGCCACAGCUGGCUCAUGUGGUGAAGACAGUACAAAUCGACAGAUGGAGCGGGCACAAAGAUGCAGAGGUGUUUUUCAGAGGGCGUUUGACCACUUCAGGACCAGCUCCCCCGAAUCAAAGGAGGAAAGAGCAAUGCUCCUUGAAGAAUGGCUUAACAGGGAGGUGAGCUUUGGUCACCUUGGUGAUGUGAGCGUAGUGCAGACAAAGGUGCCAACAAAAGUUAAAAGGAAGCGAUCAAUCCCUUCGGAGGAUGGCUCCACCUUUGUAUGUGAGGAGUUCAUCGAUUAUAUAUUCCCUGAGGAAAUCACUCAUGCUCCAAACAUGAAGAUCAUCGAAGUUGCAUAUAGAUGGAAGAGGCAGAAAACUGAUGAUGAGUGAUAAGAACAUAAACUCUGCGUUGGUCAUUAGAACCAUUCCAUGCCAAAACUGAGAUUUGAGAAUAUCUUUUAGUUAUGGUGGCUGGGCUUGUAUGUGUUAGCCGCCAGCACCCCUUUGUGUACAUUUGCUCGUAUGUUUCGCAUAUCUGAUCGAAACGAAUAACCCAAAUUGGGUUUACUAAUAUCUCAAACCUGUACACAUGAACUUGUUCAGAUCCUUUAAAGUUUCCUGUUUCGCUUACA